Messenger RNA from Dimorphilus gyrociliatus, 2776 nucleotides. NCBI's taxonomy places the organism in Eukaryota, Metazoa, Annelida, Polychaeta, Dinophilidae. The record is from the annotation of a GenBank genome assembly.
UAUGAAUACAUCUUUAUUUUAUAAUCAAACUAGACAGUCAACUAAAAAAAUAUCUCUCUUCUUUAAACGUUAUAGAUUUAAAACAAAUUACGCCAGGACGAAUCCUCAGCAAACUGUAAUUGAAAAAGCUUUAAGACACUUUGAUGUAUACUAUUCAAAAGACUUUAAUGAAUUGUGGCCAACAUUAAGAGUUGGGCUAUUGUCUCAACCAAAGCAGUGUGCUCUCGUUAAUAAUUUUGGUAACCCGUCAGCAACUAUAGACAAAUUAUGGGAAUUAGGGUCAGUCGACUUUACGCAACUUGCAAGAGAAGAGAAAAACAGUUAUUACGGAAAAAUUGGUAGCCCUACAUUGAGUUUAAAUGAAGACAAACAAGUUCAAGAUACAUUUGAGCCAAUAGCCGAAGAGGAUGAAGUAAAAAGAUUUGGUCAGGAUGAUUCUCUUAAUCUACAACAAUUUAUGCCAACAACAAGAGUAUUAUCCGAAAGAGAAUCUCUAGAAGAAGAAGAAAUGGCAAAGAAUACAUUUCAAGGAGAUCAGUCAGAAGUUCAAAUAAUCUUUUCAAAUGAAGAACUGCCAAAGUUUAUUAACGCAUUUUCAUUCGAAAAAGGAGUACCAACAAUGUUCGAACCACCGACAAAGAGCUCUAACGGAUAUUUAGAUUAUAUUUUAAUCGAUGGUGGAGCCUUAUUACCAGUAUUCGCAUUGGACCUACAGCCCGAAGAAGUUGUUGGAGAUUUCUGUUGCGGUAGCGGUGGUAAAUCAAUGAUUAUGUUACAAUCACUAAUGCCAGAGCAGAUACAUAGUGUUGAUAGAUCGUACUUAAACAUGAGAAAUUUGCGUUCAUCGUUUCAAUUCUUUUUAUCAAAUUAUAAAGAUAAAAUUUCAACUCAUCAUGUAGAUUUAUUCAGAUUUUAUGAUAGAUAUCGAAAUAAUAUACACUUUGAUAAAAUACUUCUUGACGUACCUUGUAAUAGUGAUAGACUUUCUGUAACAAGUCCUAAUAUGAAUAUGUUUACGGGCGUAAAGCAGUCCGAAAGACUGGAGUUAACUGAAAUACAAUCCGAAAUGCUAUGUCUUUCCCUAAAGAUGCUAAAAGUUGGCGGAUCAUUAGUAUACACUACUACCACAUUAUCUCAAGCUCAAAAUGAUGGCGUUAUUCAAGCCACUUUACAACAAUUUCUUGAAACUGACCUGGAGUUCAUGAUUCAUGAUUUAAGUCGAUUAGUCACUAAAUUUGGAAAGUAUUUCUGGUUUCAUAAAACUUCGGCUUUUGCCUGCGCUGCUUCACCGUUUGUCAUCGUGAUGUAUGACUUUUUCGAAAUUUACUGUUACACCAAACGCCUAAGAAAAACGCUUAAACAAAUACCUGGAAAUAGAGGUCAUUGGCUUUUUGGACAAUUACGAGAGUGGCCUGAUGAGCUAGACGAGAGAGUAUUGAAAAGGUAUAGGGAAAAAGUACACAAAUACCCGAAAUGGAGACAAGAGUGGAUGUCAGUAUUUUGUCCAGAAUUAAUUUUAUCCCAUCCCGAAACGGCAAAGGUUUUAUUUAAUACGGCUAAUCCUAAAUCUAUGCUUUGCAAUGGAGUUUAUCGAAUGGGCGAACCCUGGUUGGGUAAUGGUCUAUUAAAUUCAGGAGGUGAUAUUUGGAAGAGAAAUAGAAAAUUGCUCACUCCAGCAUUUCAUUAUGAUAUAUUAAAGAGCUAUCUUAAAGUUAAAAAUGAGGCUGUCGAUAAACUAUUAGUAAGCCAUACGAGCAAAAUGUCAAAAAAUUCGCAUGAGAGCUUUGAAAUAUUUUCAGCCCUAAGCAUGUUAAGCUUAGAUAUUAUGCUAAGAACUACUAUGUCAUACGAAACACCUGUACAAGAGCUCGGCGAGAAACAUCCCUAUUUAGAAGCUGUCAUUAAAUUACAAGAUCUAUGGAUGAAUAGAGCACUCAAUCCGUUUCUUUAUAGUGAUUUUAUAUUUAACCUAUCACCAUCUGGGUUUAAAUUUCGCUCAUUAUGCAAUUAUGUUCAUGGUAUCACUGACGAUAUUGUAAGAGUAAGAAGACAAGCUUUGAAAACUAAUACUCCAUCAACGAGAAAAUAUAAAGACUUAUUGGACAUUCUCCUGUUGGCUAGAGAUGACAGUGGCACUGGCCUAACCGAUAAGGAAAUUAGAGCUGAAGUUGAUACAUUUUUAUUCGCGGGUCAUGAUACAACAUCCAGCGCUUUAUCGUGGACUCUAUAUCAAUUGGCUCAGUAUCCGGAAAUUCAAGAAAAAUGCAGAGCAGAGAUUGAUAAGAUAUUUACCGACAAAGACGACGAUGAUAUUGUUUGGUCAGACCUAACUAAAAUGGAAUAUCUUACAAGGUGCAUUAAGGAAUCUUUGCGUAGGGUACCUCCAGUACCUGUCAUACAACGGCGUAUCGAUGGCUCUUUAGAUAUAACUGGGGUGGAAGUCCCUCACAAUUCUCCUGUGUCUAUACAUAUCUAUGAAAUACACAAUAAUACUACAGUUUGGGAAAAUCCUUUAGAAUUUGAUCCUGAUAGGUUUUUACUAGAAAAUACCAAGAAAAAAGAUCCAUUCAGCUUUGUUGCUUUCUCCGCUGGACCAAGAAACUGUAUAGGUCAGAAUUUCGCAAUGAAUGAAUUGAAAAUAGUAAUAUCGAAAGUUUUAAGAAAGUUCAGAUUAGAAACUGAUCCGGAAAAGCCGUCAGUGUAUAAAUUCUCAAUUGUAAGUAAAGCAAUGAAUGGACUCUACGUAAAACUUAAUCCUAGAUCAGAUUUGGAAUGA